CGCGGUUGUGGGUUGAAAGAGGAGAGAGAUUCUGCUCUGUAUAAGUGGGCAGAGAUGGAACUGAAUCGCCUGCUCCGUCCAUGUAAUCAGCUAUACAUGGUCUCUGGAGAAGCCGAUAUGAUUACAAUACUGCCCAGCAAUGCUUCCAUCCACCAAGCGAAGGGGGGAGCGCUACGAGUCGAUGCUUGGCGGGAGAAUAUAACGUACAUGACUAGAGAGCAUGAGCACGAGUAUGUAUGUACCCAUCUCUAAUAGAACGCGAGAUAGAGCCCCAUGAACCGCAAAAAAAGAGAUUGCCAUGCACUUUAUUUGCUGCCUUGCUAGUACUUGCCUCGAGAUUAAAUACCAGAUACCCGAUAUAUUUUGGCGGCGACGAUCGUCCGCGCCAAUACCGGCAGAUAGGGCGGGUGCCGGCUGAUGUGAUGCCACUCCGCCAGCCGCAUACGAUACGAUGGUGGCAUCGUUUGAUCCCUAAAAUGACUGAUACAUUUACCCAGCUAGCUACAAGAAGAGAAAAACAAAACAAAAAAGUCAUGCCAUUGUUUAAUUUUCACAGUCUCAUGUUUUGCGAGUGAGUCCUGAUGAUGUAUGAUUUUAGCACUGCGACUUCGU
Molecule: messenger RNA, 612 nt
Organism: Trichoderma harzianum CBS 226.95
Lineage: Eukaryota; Fungi; Ascomycota; Sordariomycetes; Hypocreales; Hypocreaceae
Exons: 1
Coding region: 237-575 (112 amino acids)
Source: RefSeq, a predicted model, not a curated record